AUGAAGGAGCAAGUAUACCAGAAGUACGAUGCGCCACAAGUCACGGAGACCAUGCUACAAGACGCCGCGAUCCUCUUCAGUGAGAACUAUGGCGUGUGGGACGAGCAAGCGACUGUAAAGAUAGGUAGUCCUGUGCGUCUCAGUAAAGACCGGCUUCGAUCUCAGUACCUCCCCGAUAAUGCCACAUGUUUCUAUGUCAAGGUUACUGUCGAUGGCCAGCUCGCUGGUAACGCAUUCGCCUGCCGUUGGACGGUCAAUGACAAAACUGUGUGUUGGGUCACUCAGUUGGUAGUUGAUCGCAACUAUCGAGAGCGUGGACUCGCAAAGGGCCUCUUGAAUCAACUCAAACAAAACGACGUCGAUAUCUACGGCCUCAUGAGCUCCCAUCCUGCUGCCUGUCUCGCAGCUGCGAAAGCAUUUGGAGACUCCAUCAGCACACUCCAAUUAGGCCCUAUCGGGAAAUAUGCGGAAGAGAUUAUGAAAGCGUCGCCCAUAGAUUAUGUCAAGGGUGCCAAACUCCGCGGCAGCGUUUUCAACCCUGGUGACACCAGCGGCCUUGUUUCGUCUGCUGAUUCGGCAUUUUUCGUCGACCACAAUGAACCACUCGAAGCUUUGGCACGGGUGCGAGAGGAAAUGGACUGGCCCCUUGGUGAAUUAGUUGAUGGACAUGAAUUCCUCCUUAUUCUUGAAGCCAGACGUCGUUCUCGAUUUAGGUCUACGUCUAGGCCAGAGUCUAGCUCCUAG
Penicillium chermesinum is the source of this 744-nucleotide messenger RNA. RefSeq lists its product as uncharacterized. NCBI's taxonomy places the organism in Eukaryota, Fungi, Ascomycota, Eurotiomycetes, Eurotiales, Aspergillaceae. The transcript has 3 exons. Bases 1 to 744 code for a protein of 247 amino acids. The record is from RefSeq and is a predicted model, not a curated record. Gene Ontology annotation, molecular function: acyltransferase activity, transferring groups other than amino-acyl groups.